AUGGCUACACCCAGUGUCCUCGCUUUUGACGCUGAGGGUCGAGCCAUUGACUUUGAGGUCUCGCUCGACGACCUGCAGCUGUUUUUACAGUGCGACAGGGCCGACGGUCUCUCUCUCUUUGACCUCACCUCUGGCGCCGUCCCUGCCCCUGCUGCUGAUGCUGACGCCACUGUUCGCUCUCAGUGGGCCACGCGCGAUGCUGCUGCACGUCUUGCUGUGCGUCGCCACCUGCCUACCGCUGAGCGCGCGCACUUUAGCCAGUACAAGAGUGCUCAGACCUUGUACGACGCUGUAGUUGCGCGCUACUCCUCCCCUGCCACUGCUGCACUGAGCCGCCUCAUGCUCCCCUUCCUCUUCCCUAACCUUGCCGCCUUUCCCACUGUCGCUGAUCUCAUCACGCACCUCCUCACUAGUGACACUCGCUACCGCGCUGCGCUUCCUACUGACUUCUGCGCCAAGAACCCCCCCCCCCAUGGGUGUUCUCCUUCCCCUCUCCUGCCCUCUGUCGCCUCUGCCGCUGUGGCCGACCUCGUUGGUCUUGAGUCGGUCGGUGCGGCGUCUGCCCCUAGCGGAAGACGCCGCUCUGGCAAGGGCAAGGGGGGCAAGGGAGCGGGUGGGGCCAGUGGGGGCGGUGGCGGUGGAGGUGGAGGCGGCGGAGGGAGUGGGGGUGGCAGUGGAGGUGGUAGCGGGGGUGGGGGUGCUAGUGGCAGCAGUGGAGGCGGGAGUGGCGGCGGCGGUGGCGGUGGUAACGGAGGUGGCGGAGGUGGCGGCGGUGGAGGUGGAGGCGGGGGCGGUGGAGGCGGAGGCGGGGGUGGCGGAGGUGGAGGUGGUCGGAGUGGAGCUUCGCAGCGGAGCGGCACUGGUGGCGGUCAGCGCCAGCAGCAGCAGCAGCAGCAGCAACAGCGUUCUCGCGACGUCCCCACCCCUCAGCAGCUCCGUGAGUGGUACACGCAGCGUCAGCGCGGUGGGGGUUUUGGUCCCUGCACCUACGUUCUCCGCACUGGCGACCGCACUAGAGAGCAGUGUGGGGGUGCCCACUCCGCCCAGCGCUGCUUUGGCCGCCUGACGGACGCUUGGCGUCAGCAGUUCCCGGAGGCCGCGGAGAUCCCCCGCUGGGGAGAGCUGUCUAGGGCUGGUGUAGCUAUCUUUGAUCUUGAUUUUGAUGCUAUCCUUGCUGCCAUGUAUGCUGUGACCAUUAGUGAGGAGGGUGACUGUUACCGGUGUUUCCCGCCCGACCCGGGCAUUGGUAUUGCUGCUCCAGGUGCCGGUACUAGUGCGUCUGCGCUCUCAGGUACUGCGUCGGCUUCGGCCUCCUACACCUUUACUCUUGACUCUGGAGCGUCUCGCUCUUUCUUUCGGGACCGCACCACACUUACGCCGCUUAGUCGGCCGGUUGCGGUUUCCCUGGCUGACCCCUCUGGGGGUCCUGUCCUGGCUCGCUUCUCCACGGUACUCCCGUGUCCGGCGGCUCCCUCUGGCACCCUGUUUGGUCUCUACCUCCCCUCUUUCUCUACGAACUUGGUGAGUGGUGCUGACCUACAGGAUGUGGGGGUCCACCAGUUCACCCCUGCUAGUCAGCGACUGACGCACUGCACAGAGGCUAGCACGGGUCGUCACCUGGCUACGUUUACACGUCAGCCAGGGUCGAGCCUGUACACACUGACCACUACUUCUCCUCCAGGUGCUGAGUCUGGUAGAGUCCCUUCGUCUGGUCAGGUGUUUGCUGCAGCGUCCAGGUCUGGUCCUGAGUCUGCCCCCUGUUCGUGUCGCCGUCUGUCUCACGAGACCCUCCUCUGGCACCACCGUCUUGGCCACCCCUCUCUGCUUCGGCUCAGAGGCAUGGCCUCCCGUCUUCUUGUGUCUGGUCUCCCCCGGUCUCUACCUCCCCUUCCUCAGGGCCCUGGCCCUGCCUGUGUCCCCUGUGUCGAGGGGCGCCAGCGUGCUGCCCCUCACUCCUCCCAGUUUCCUCCGACAGAGGCUCCGUUGCAGACGCUUCACAUGGACGUGUGGGGCCCUGCCCGCGUCCAUGGACUCGGUCACGAGCGCUACUUCCUGCUGGUGGUUGACGACUACUCACGUUACAUCACAGUCUUCCCCUUGCGCAGCAAGGGUGAUGUCACUGAGGUGCUGAUCGACUGGAUCCGCGCAGCUUGUCUCCAGCUCAGGCAUCCGCCAGACCUUCACGCUUCCGGACUCCCCGCAGCAAAUUGGAUUGCAGAGCGCCGCAUUGGAAUGGUCAUGGACGUCGCUCGUACGUCCAUGAUGCAUGCGGCUGCCCCCCAUUUUCUGUGGCCGUUUGCGGUCAGAUACGCAGCGCAUCAGAUCAACCUCCACCCCAGGGUCUCCAGGCCGGAGACCUCCCCAGCGCUGCUGUGGACGGGGAAGGUUGGCGAUGCGUCGGCGUUCCGGGUCUGGGGAUCUCGGGCGUUUGUCUGUGACUUGUCUGCGGACAAGCUGUCCCCUCGCGCUGCUCCCUGCGUCUUCCUGGGGUUCCCCCCCGACGCCCCUGGGUGGCAGUUCUACCACCCCACCUCUCGACGUAUUCUGUCCUCCCAGGACGUCACGUUCGACGAGUCGGUACCCUACUACCGCCUCUUCCCCUACCGCACUCCGUCCCUCCCCCCGCCUCCGCUCUUCUUGGUACCAGGUCCCCCCCCGGUAGACCCCCUCCCCCCUCAGGGUCGUGCCCCUUCAGGUGUGUCCCAGUUAGACGCGGUCGAGCCUCCUGGGGGUGCGGAGUCUGGAGGUGCUGAGCCUGGGGGUGCUGAGCCUGGGGGUGCUGGGCCUGGGGGUGCUGAGCCUGGAGGUGCUGAGCCUGGGGGUGCUGUGCCUGGGGGUACUGAGCCUGGGGGUGCUGAGCCUGGGGGUACUGAGCCUGGGGGUGCUGAGCCUGGGGGUGCUGAGACUGGGGGUGCUCCGCCUGGAGGUGCUUCGUCUCGCCGAGAGCCACUCUCCCCUCAAGAGCUUCGUGAGUGGUUUGCCAGGCGCUGGAGGCGUGCUGCUGGUGCUGGAGGUUCUUCGGCUGCAGAGGGUACUGCUGCCGAGGGUCCCGGCGGUGCUCGUACUGUGGGUGCUGGAGCUGCUAGGUCUGAGGAUUCUCCUGGAGCUGGUGCUGCUGAGGGUGUUGACGCUGAGAUUGCCGCUGGAGGUCCGACCGGUGGUGCUCCUGGUGGUGCUGCUGGAGGUUCUGGAGCUACUGGAGGUGCUGCUGGAGCGGGUACUCCUGCUGGGGGUACUGGUGCUGUCCCUGCUGUUUCUGGCGUCGCCGCGCGGCCCCGGCCGUACUUCGUUCCGCUCCUGCAGCAGGUUCUUGGUCUUACACCUUCUCCUGGUCCUCCUCCUCCUCCCUUAGAGGGUCCACAGCCUGUCUCGUCACAGUCACAGCUACAGCCUGCCUCACCUUUGCCUGCUCCUUCUCCCUACGCUGGUCCGACUGGAGGUCUUGCUGAGCGUCGUGAGCCUGCGUCUCGUCCCGCGUCGCCUGUUCGUACUGCGCGCACUAGUGGUCGUGGUUCGCGUCAGCGUCCUCCUCCUGUCCCUGGCACGCAUCGGAUGUCUCUGCGUCCGUCUACUGCUCCUCUGCGUGCCCCUUUGCCUUCUCCUCCUGCUUCCUCUUUUCCUGCUUUUGCUGACCCGGAGUCGGACUCUCUUCGUGCUGCCAGUCCUAGUGUCAUGCGUCUUCUUGCUACUGCUGUCACUGACCCUUCUUUCGAGUCUUCUGCUGCGUCUGCCCUUGUCACUGAGCUCGUCGACUUUGCUGCGCGCUGUCAUCUAGACUACGCUGCUAGUCUUGUCGCUGAGUCUAAGUCUGCCUGUCCUCCGUCCGUCGGGGGUGAGUGUGCCCUUGGCACGGACGUCCUUGAGGACAGGCAGGAGGAGUUCCAGUGUCUGGCCGCCGCUUCACCUCAUCUCGCGUCUGUACUGCUAGCCCCUGAGGGAGACCCGGAUGCACUAGACAUCCCGACUCCGCGCUCUUACGCGGAGGCGAUAGAGGGUCCCUACUCCUCUCAGUGGCAGGCAGCUAUGGAUGCAGAGAUGGCUUCCUGGAAGUCCACUGGCACCUACGUCGACGCUGUUCCCCCUCUUGGGGCGAACAUCAUCAGUGGCAUGUGGAUUUUCAGGGUGAAGCGGCCGCCGGGUUCUCCGCCUGUCUUCAAGGCACGUUACGUGGCUCGUGGCUUCAGUCAGCGGCAGGGGGUUGACUACUUUCAGACCUUCUCCCCCACCCCGAAGAUGACCACUCUUCGGGUACUACUGCACGUUGCUUCUCACCGUGACUACGAGCUGCACUCUCUCGACUUCAGCACAGCUUUCUUGCAGGGCAGCCUGCACGAGGAGAUCUGGCUGCGUCGCCCACCUGGCUUCACUGGGUCUUUCCCUCCUGGUACCCAGUGGAGUCUCCGGCGUCCAGUCUACGGUCUCCGCCAGGCGCCACGUGAGUGGCACGACACACUGAGGACUACGCUGGCGGCACUUGGGUUUGCUCCUUCUACUGCCGACCCGUCGCUGUUUCUGCGCACCGACACCUCUCUGCCGCCGUUCUACAUCCUCGUGUACGUCGACGACUUGGUCUUUGCCACAGCUGACACUGCUGGACUCGCCUACGUGAAGUCCGAGCUGCAGAAGAGACACACGUGCACUGACCUGGGUGAACUGCGCAGCUACCUUGGCUUGCAGAUCACCCGAGACAGAGCACGCCGCACCAUUACCCUGACUCAGUCACACAUGGUGCAGCAGGUCCUUCAGCGCUUCGGCUUCACGUACUCCUCGCCUCAGGCCACUCCUCUGCCUACUCGCCACUCGCUCUCAGCUCUGCCUUCGGAUGAGUCCGUAGAGUCGAGUGGCCCGUAUGCAGAGCUUGUUGGCUGCCUCAUGUACCUGAUGACCUGCACACGACCUGACCUUGCAUACCCUCUCAGCAUUCUCGCACGCUAUGUUGCUCCUGGGAGACACCGACCAGAGCACAUGGCUGCAACGAAGAGGGUGUUGCGCUUCUUGUGCAGUACGUCAGGCAUGGGGCUAGUGCUUGGAGGGCAGAGUCCAGUGGUCCUCACUGGGCACGCGGACGCUUCUUGGGCUGACGACCAGGCUACGCAGCGGUCGUCACAGGGUUACACCUUCGGCCUUGGUUCCGGCUCUGUCUCGUGGCGGGCUUCUCGCUCGUCUUCUGUUCUCGGCUCCAGUUGUGAGGCUGAGAUCUACGCCGGGGCUAUGGCUGCUCAGGAGCUUCGCUGGCUCACCUACCUGCUGACCGACCUUGGAGAGCCGCCUCGUUCUCCUCCAGUCCUGUACGUAGACAACAAGGCCAUGCUGGCCUUGUGUCGAGAGCAGCGACUGGAGCACAGGACAAAGCACAUUGCUCUCCGCUACUUUCUUGCUCGUGAGCUGCAGCAGCGUGGACGGUUGCGACUUGCGUACGUGGCCUCUGAGGCCAACACUGCUGAUGUCUUCACCAAGGCACUUGCGCCUUGUGAUCAUCAGCGUUGCUGCACGCAGCUGGGUCUUGUGCCUGUCUUGCCUCACUUGCUCACUUCUUGA
Messenger RNA from Closterium sp. NIES-65, 5538 nucleotides. Lineage: Eukaryota; Viridiplantae; Streptophyta; Zygnematophyceae; Desmidiales; Closteriaceae. The record is from the annotation of a GenBank genome assembly.